ACAUUAAUGACUUUUAGCAGUUUUAUUUUGUUUAAUGUAAAAAGCAUCUCAUAUAGAUUCCUCCGAUAAGGAAUCUAAUAUUAGCCAAGUUACUGCUCUACACCUGCGGUUUGUUUUUGUUUGUUUUUGUUUGUUUAUAACGUUACUGAUUCGUUUCUCUUAUUAACAUUCACGCUUAAAUACAUUUCAGUGAACAGACAGGCCAAACGGGCACGGCCUGAGGAGGUGGAGUCAGAGGCGGGGUCUAAUCAGAAGGCUGAAUCAUCAGUACCUGAGCAGGUGAGAGAGGAGGUGGAGCAUCUGUACAGUCUGCGUAUGCCACUCGACUUCUAUCACUUCUGGGAUUUUUGCAGCCGAAUGUGCCCAGAUAACCCACAAGACGCCCUGCAGGACUCUGUGGGUGUGCGGUUAGUCGGGCCGUUUGAUAUCCUGCGUGGUAAACACACUCAUGUGUCCUCAACACCCAGCUUCCACCUGCACUGGAGACAUUACUACGACCCACCUGAGUUUCAGACUGUCCUCCAGGGCAACACACACACUCACCUGCACCUGGGAUAUUACAGAGAUAGUCCGGAUGCCCUGCCGGUGUUUGUGGGGGAGAACGAGGCGAAGAAGGGCUGUACCAUUACACAGAUGGGGGAGAACCUCUUUGCUGCAGUGCUGCUAUUAAUAGGCAGGAAGAAGCGUGAGCGAGGUGGGCGGGGCAAUGAAGCUCUGGAGAAAUUGGAGGCGGAGUUAAAGAAGGAGGCAGAGCAUCUGGGUUUGCCACUGGAGCAGAAAACCAAAGCCAUGAAGCAGAGAGACAGGAAGGUGGUCAGUAAGACGUUUCAUGGUGCCGGCAUUGUGGUGCCUGUUGAUAAAAACGACGUGGGAUAUCGAGAACUUCCUGAGAGUGAUGCUGGUCUGAAGAGGAUCUGUAAAGCGAUAGUGGAGGCUGAGAAUGAUGAGGAGAGGAUGAAAGCCUUCGCCCCUCUACAGGAAAUGAUGACAUUCGUGCAGUUUGCUAACGAUGAGUGUGAUUACGGCAUGGGCUUCGAGCUCGGCAUCGACCUCUUCUGUUAUGGCUCACAUUAUUUCUCAAAGGUGAUUGGCCAGCUGCUGCCCAUGGCAUACACACUGCUUCAGAGGGGCGUGUUUGCUGACAUCAUAAAGGCUCACCUUGCUAACCGUUCCCAUGACAACCUUGAUCAGCUGGCAGCUGUAUGAGGGGCGGAGUCACAUCCAUGCAUGUGUUUAUUCUGGGGCGGAGCCGCAUUACAGCAAAUACACAUCGGUGGAGAUGAGUUCAUCUGACACACAGUACUCAAAUUCCUUGUCUGGAAGGCUGUGUGUGUGUGUGUGUGUGUGUGUGUGUGUGUGUGGUGUUUAUUAUCUUGUAAUGCUUAAUAAAGUUUACUUCAAUGUGA
This is a messenger RNA of Pangasianodon hypophthalmus (striped catfish), 1406 nucleotides long. RefSeq names its product histone PARylation factor 1. Lineage: Eukaryota; Metazoa; Chordata; Actinopteri; Siluriformes; Pangasiidae. The coding region runs from base 316 to 1206 and encodes 296 amino acids. Gene Ontology annotation, biological process: DNA damage response; regulation of protein ADP-ribosylation. Gene Ontology annotation, molecular function: poly-ADP-D-ribose binding; histone binding. The record is from RefSeq and is a predicted model, not a curated record. The transcript is spliced from 8 exons. Gene Ontology annotation, cellular component: nucleus.